Melitaea cinxia (Glanville fritillary) is the source of this 1348-nucleotide messenger RNA. RefSeq names its product probable methyltransferase-like protein 25. The coding region runs from base 1 to 1308 and encodes 435 amino acids. Lineage: Eukaryota; Metazoa; Arthropoda; Insecta; Lepidoptera; Nymphalidae. The transcript is spliced from 3 exons. The record is from RefSeq and is a predicted model, not a curated record.
AUGGCUUUACCGUUAGGAUUUACAACACCAACCGAAUAUUUCAAAGAAUGUCUAAUGUUCUUCAAAAAGUAUCAGCACCUUUUCAAUUUUCCCAAUACAGAUAUAUUAUUAAGUAACGUUUUAGACCAAAUCGAAAUAGACUGCUUAGACGAUUUUGAUACUUUCGCGGAUGAUUUUGAUAUCAACACAAUACGAUGUGGUUAUUUAACAAAUUUUUAUGAUAAUUUAAAUAAAUUAAAGGUGGAUUAUGAAGAAUUUGAGAAUAAGGAUUUAGAGUUUUUAAUAGAUGUUCCCUUAAGUGUUAAAAAGAAGCACGAAAUAGCUAACUUAGCUGAGGAAAUCAAUUUAUUGUGUAAGGAGGCGGAUUGUGAUACUGUCGUCGAUUUUGGAUCAGGAUUGGGCUACUUGGAUCAACAGAUCUUUAAGACAGCGGGCUAUAAUGUUUUAGGAAUAGACUGCAAUGAAUCUCACUACGUUGGCGCCAAAAAACGCCAAAGAAAAUACCAUAGCGAUUCUACUGAACGGGUUAAAUAUAUAAAACAUACUAUUACUGAAGAUUCUUAUAAAAAUAUAAAUGAAUAUAUUCAAGAUAAGUUUUCAAAUUGUAGCAACUUUUGUAUAGCCGGCUUACACGCGUGUGCUGAUUUAACUAUAGAUGCUAUAAAUAUAUUUUUGAAAAUGGAUAAGGCUAAAUCGUUAAUUAUCAUGCCGUGUUGCUAUCAUAGAUUAAAUAUGGAUGAAAGUUGCAAGUUUAAGAACUUUCCUCUAAGUGAUGCUUUGAAAGACGUGUAUGAUGAAUAUAGUGGAGCAGAUUUUUUGACAGUGCCGUUUCUGAGGCUAGCAACACAGCCCCAAAAUGUUAGUAAGGAGAAAAUGGAAGAUUUGGUUUUUAAUUUGUUAGCGCGAGCUGUUUUACAACUCUAUAGCUCCAAACAUAGUUGCAGGCUCAAACGAAAUAAACGUAAAGCGGUGCGUUUGAAAUCUAUACAAAACAAUUUUGAAGAGUAUAUCGAAGAUGCUAUUCUAGGCUAUACAUUGAUUAAAAAUGAAAUUGCCGAAAAAAAUAAAACCGAGGUUUUUAACAAGGAAUAUCUUUAUAAUAUUUGGCGGGAAAUCCCUCAGGUGACGUUUAGAAAAGCCGCCAUUUUCAUUUUACUUCAAAACGAUUUGCAACCGGUGUUUGAGAAUUUUGUAUUAUACGACAGAUUAUUAUAUUUACAAGAAAAGGGCGUAAGAAAUUGUAAAUUCAAGAAAAUUGUUAAUGAAAAUAUAUCACCGAGAUGUUUAGCAUUAAUAGCUCAAAAAUAGUUAAAUUUCUUUUGUUUUUAAUAAAGUUUUAAUUACCUGA